Molecule: messenger RNA, 3683 nt
Organism: Clarias gariepinus (North African catfish)
Lineage: Eukaryota; Metazoa; Chordata; Actinopteri; Siluriformes; Clariidae
Gene: hsf1
Product: heat shock transcription factor 1
Exons: 14
Coding region: 169-1761 (530 amino acids)
Biological process (GO): regulation of DNA-templated transcription
Molecular function (GO): DNA-binding transcription factor activity; sequence-specific DNA binding
Source: RefSeq, a predicted model, not a curated record
CAGAGAGAGAGAGAGAGAGAGAGAGAGAGAGAAAACAGCGCAGUUUAGUUAAACGGGCUUCUCUGUGCUACUUGAGUUUAGAGCUAACAGGCUAAUGCUGAACGAGCCGAGCGCGUGAGCUAGCUGCCCCCGGAGUGACUGUGCGCGAGCCCGAUUCCCGUACCAGAAAUGGAGUUCCACAGCUCGAGCUCCGGCGCGGUGCUGCUGCCCGGAAGUAGCGUCCCCGCCUUCCUCACCAAGCUGUGGACUCUGGUGGACGAUCCGGACACCGACCCGCUCAUCUGCUGGAGUCCGAGCGGCAACAGCUUUCAUGUGUUUGACCAGGGCAGGUUCUCCAAAGAAGUGCUUCCUAAAUACUUCAAGCACAACAACAUGGCCAGCUUUGUUCGCCAGCUCAAUAUGUAUGGUUUCCGUAAGGUAGUCCACAUCGAGCAGGGGGGUUUGGUGAAGCCUGAGAGAGACGAUACAGAGUUCCAGCAUCCCUACUUUCUCCGUGGUCAGGAGCAUCUGCUGGAGAACAUUAAGAGGAAAGUGACCACGGUGUCCAAUAUUAAACACGAGGACGUAAGGCUGAGCCCAGGGGACGUUAGCAAGAUGAUCACAGACGUGCAGCACAUGAAGGGAAAGCAGGAGAACAUGGACAGCAAAAUCAACACCCUGAAACAUGAGAAUGAGGCUCUGUGGAGAGAGGUGGCCACGCUGAGACAGAAACACACCCAGCAGCAGAAAGUAGUAAAUAAGCUCAUCCAGUUCCUUGUCACAUUGGCGCGUUCCAACAGAGUUCUCGGGAUGAAAAGAAAGAUGCCUCUGAUGUUAAAUGACAGCAGUACGGCACACUCCAUGCCGAAGUACACCAGGCAGUACUCACUGGAGCCGUCACCCAAUCUCUCUUCCUCUGGAACGACUUUCACAGGAACAGGCAUCUUCUCCGCUACUUCACCUGUCAAAACCGGCCCGAUCAUCUCUGACAUCACAGAUCUGGCUCAGUCUGGCCCUGCGAGUGCAGAUGAGUGGAUCGAGGAUAGGACAAGCCCAUUGGUGCAUGUAAAGGAGGAGCCGCUAAGCCCCGCCCACGGUUCUGAGGUGGAAGAAGUGUGUCCUGUGGAGGUGGAGGUUGGGGCAGAGUCCACUUUACCUGCAGACACGCCCCUUUCCCCCACCACCCUUAUUAACUCCAUUCUGCAGGAGAGUGAACCAUCACCUGCCCCACCUCUGCCCCCAUCAGAGAGGAAAUGCUUAAGCGUGGCAUGUUUGGACAAUUCCUCCCAGACGUCUGAGGUGCCCCACCCUUUUCCCAGCCUCUCCUCUUCAUCUUCUCACCUGAGAUCACAUUCACGGUGUGAGCUCAGCGAGCACCUGGACAGCAUCGACAGCGGCUUGGAAAACCUGCAGACAAUCUUCAACAUGCAGUCCAUCAACUUUGAUUCCUCACCAUUCUUUGAUAUCUACGGUCCAAACACUGGCGCUGACUUUGACCUGGACACUUUGACAACAAUUCAGGAGUUACUGUCUGAGCCUGCACGAGAUACAGUGACAGAGUGCAGUGACAACAUUGAACCAGGAAAGCAGUUGGUCCAGUACACAGCUCAGCCGAUGGUGGUGGCCGACCCCGGGGCCCCUGAGACCAUGGCUGAGGAUCUGCCCAUUCUGCUUGAGCUGGAGGGAGACUCAUACUUUAACCCAGACCCUGCUGAUGAUUCUACCAUCUCGCUCCUGACCACUGACUACCAAACCACAGGACCUGAAGUCCCCAAGCUCUAGUAGAAAAAAAAACAGCUUAGACAAAAGGCAUUUGUGUGUGUUUUUUUUUUUUUUAUUGUUUUUGUUGUCUUUUUUUUUGUUUCAGUUGUGAAUUCAUUAUUUUUCUUUAUGGCCUGUUUGCUCUUUUAACCUCAUAAAUUGAUCUGUCCUUACUUUAGCAUGCAGAGUGUGUGCAUUUUUUUUUUUUUUUAAACAUAUAUAUUAAAUGGAUUGUGUAGUGCAUAUGUCGAGAGAUGUUCUCGGAGACUGUUUGUCCCGUCACAGCAGGUUAUGUCUAAAGACGCUCCACACAGGAGCUGGUAAAGCACAGGGAAGCCUCACAGAGCUCCUGGUUUAAGGUCUGUGUACAUUACUGUAGCUGUUUGUCAGGCUUAUCUCAAAAAAUCCUAAACUUCCUACAUCUUACUUUAUGCUACAUCUAACUUCCUACAUCUUAUCAUAUGCUUUUUGAAAGUUGCCAAGAGAUUUUUUUUUUUAGUUUGCAGCGUUUGUUGCAUUUAAUUCUGUUUAAAGAGUUUGGACAAUACACGCGAGUACAUACUCAAGCAGCGCUAACACACAGCAUGUGCAGAAGGUCAGGGUUUUUAAUUGAACUAAUGGUGAGAAAUUUUAUCUUAAAUCUGGAGUACUAUUUAGAAAUUUCUUGUGCGCCACCACAUUUCACAUUUGCAGAAAAUAUUCAUGCAGUGUUUUUCUCAAUAUUCAUCAAACAUUUUUCUUUUCCUCUAUGUAUAUUGUUUAUCAGGUUCUCAGUGUAGACAGGAAUGAGUUAGGUAUAAAUAAGCGUUGAGGUGAUUGUGAGAGUAGAGUAAUCUUCGUUCUUGCCCUCUCAGGCUCACAUGUUCAUUUUUAGUUCUUAAAGAUGUGCAGUUCUGUAGCACAGGGGCUUUCAGGUUCAUCUGUUUCUGCCACUCGAACAUAAUUUUAAUCUAAUGAGAGAAAUAAAGCGGCAAUGUCACUGUGUGAGUUCUUAUUUUUAUAAAUACAGGUCCAACACUACACACACACAGCUCGAUGAAGGAUUAAUGUUAAUAGUUAAGUUCAUCAUAUUCAUGUCUAUAUCACAACUCAUUUUUUCGUGUGUGUGCUUUUUUUAAUGUCACUAAGUAAGAUAUCCAAAUAACACACAGUAGCAGGACAUUAGUCACUGAGCUUUAGGUUGAGCAUACAUGUUAAAGCUGAUAAUACACUUUAGUCUGAAUGUAGUGUAUUACUGAUGUGUUGCUAAUUACUGGUCGAUCUACAUCUUCUAACUGCAGUUCAACAUACACACACUCACACACACACACACACGAGUGCAUACAAUGUCUCUUAGAAGUGUAGACAGUUGUGAAACAAUUCUGUGUGACUGCAGUGAGUCAGGAUUGAAAAUGCUAUUAUUUUUGUACACAUCCUGCCCCCUGGUGGCUCUGGUUGGUCCAGCCUUGUUUCUUUUUUAAAAGCAGAGAGUGUUGUAAUGUGAAGAUGGCAGGAAUAUUAUAUAUAAUAUAUUGUUGCUCAUGUUUAAUAUUACAUUUAUUCGGUUUAGUUUAGUUUUUAGAUAUCUAUCAUAGAGACACGGAUAAAUUAUUUUCUUACGCAUGUGAACAAUACUUUGUGUAUGUUUCAAAUAAAAUGUUUUGUUUGGAAUUGAAGUGAGAGAUCACUGUCACACAGAGGUCAAGUGGGUUACAGUACGUCGUUUAAUGUGGUUUUUAAGAGCUACGGCCCAUCUGAGGUCAAAGAACCUCAGGAUUAACUGGUAGUCGAAUACCAAAGUUCAAUCAUAAGAACUGGCCUACGAAGUGUCAGCUGCUGAUAUGAUCAUAAACCUGAGUGUUAUUAUACCAUGAUAAAAAUGUCAAAUGUGUCUAGCAUAAAAGUUAUUCUAUAUUGGAAUGUGCAAAAUACUUUUUUACAAAUAAAUUUUUGCUUUAAAUAUU